UGUUCAAAAUCCAAGAUGGCGUCUCAAAUGGCUCAGGCAGAAUCAGGCGACGACUCUCUUUAUCCAAUAGCCGUGUUGAUUGACGAGCUAAGGAACGAAGAUGUACAGUUGCGCUUAAACAGCAUAAAAAAACUAUCAACAAUUGCCCUAGCCCUUGGUGUUGAAAGGACCAGGACUGAGCUCAUCCCUUUCCUUACAGAUACAAUCUAUGAUGAGGAUGAAGUUCUGUUGGCUUUGGCCGAGCAACUCGGAAAUUUUACUCCUCUUGUUGGAGGACCUGAGUUUGUCAACUGUCUUCUGCCUCCACUGGAGAGUCUGGCCACUGUAGAAGAGACUGUUGUCCGUGACAAGGCCGUGGAUUCUCUACGUACCAUUGCUGCUCAACAUUCGCAGGCUGAUCUGGAAAGUCACUUUGUCCCGCUUGUAAAGCGAUUGUCUGGAGGUGACUGGUUCACCUCUCGAACAUCUGCCUGUGGACUGUUCGCAGUGUGUUAUCCCAGAGUGUCAAACACCAUCAAAGAUGAGCUCAGACAGCAAUUUAAAAAUUUGGCGGGAGAUGACACACCAAUGGUUCGUCGUGCUGGAGCAGGGAAGCUAGGAGAAUUUGCCAAAGCUGUUGAGACAGAGAAACUGAAAUCAGACCUUAUACCUCUGUUUACAACAUUGUCUCAGGAUGAACAGGACUCGGUGAGACUGUUGGCAGUAGAAGCUUGUGUCAGCAUUGCCUCCUUGUUACCCUCUGAAGACACAGAUCAGUUUGUGAUGCCUACUCUACGACAGGCAGCUGAGGAUAAAUCCUGGCGAGUACGCUACAUGGUAGCGGACAAAUUCAUUGAACUUCAAAAGGCGGUAGGACCAGAAAUUACAAAGAACGACCUUGUGCAGGCUUUCCAGGGACUACUGAAGGAUUGUGAGGCUGAAGUCAGAGCAGCCGCUGCUCACAAGGUCAAAGAUUUCUGUCAGAACCUGUCACCAGAUGUACGAGAGAGCGUAAUUAUGACCAGCAUCCUACCCUGUGUGAAGGACCUCGUUUCUGACGCCAAUCAGCAUGUCAAGUCUGCCCUGGCCUCUGUCAUCAUGGGCCUCUCCCCUAUUCUUGGAAAGGACAACACUAUAGAACAUCUGUUGCCCUUGUUCCUUACACAACUGAAAGACGAAUGCCCAGAAGUGCGACUCAACAUUAUCUCCAAUCUGGACUGUGUAAAUGAGGUGAUUGGAAUCAAGCAAUUGUCGCAGAGCCUUCUUCCAGCCAUUGUUGAGUUGGCAGAGGACACAAAAUGGAGAGUGAGGUUGGCUAUUAUAGAGUACAUGCCACUUCUAGCUGGACAAUUGGGUGUUGAAUUCUUUGAUGAGAAAUUGAAUUCGCUAUGUAUGACCUGGCUCGUUGACCAUGUGUUUGCUAUCCGAGAAGCAGCAACAUUGAACCUUAAGAAGCUGGUGGAAAAGUUUGGAUCUGAUUGGGCCACUCAGACUGUUAUACCUAAAGUGAACUCGAUGGCACGUGAUCAAAACUACCUACAUAGACUGACAUGUUUAUUCUGUAUCAAUUUACUAUCAGAGGCCCUUGGGUCAGAAAUCACAAACCAGAAUCUUUUGCCAACGAUCACCAGUCUUGCAGCUGACUCUGUUGCCAAUGUUAGAUUCAAUGUGGCUAAAAGUCUUCAAAAACUAGGACCUCAUUUUGACCAAACGACACUACAGGGACAAGUAAAAUCUACACUGGAGAAACUGAAGACAGACUCUGACACGGACGUGCAGUAUUAUGCUAUGGAGGCUUGGGAUGGUUUGAAGCUGAGCUAGGAAACAAGUCUAGAUAGUAGGUAAUUUUUUUCAACAAGUUUUGUGCUGUUUCUUCGAUGUUUUAUAUUGUGAAUCUUGCGGACAUCAUGUUGUAGCCAUUGAUUGUCAUCAGUUUCAUCUGCACGGCGGACAGACAGACAGAUACUGCACAAAAAACUUGAGUGAACAAGAACAGACGUAUAUUUCACAUUAUAACUUAUAAGGAGUUGUUACUGCACUGGUCUGUAUGCCUAGUAGUUCCAGUCGGUGUAAGAAUGUCACAGGUUUUUACGAAAAUAUGACGAGUAUAAAGACUUGGACCAAGGAAAACUGAAAUCCCAGGAAACAUUACGACCUCUGCAGUAUCAAGGACCAUAGUUCUGAGCGGACAUUUUGAUGAGGUUCGGAAUCAAUGUGACCAGAUUUACAUUAGAAGAUGCUUUACUUAUCUGCUAACAGAGAUGGAUUAUUGUCAACACUAAAUAUCCCUUCCUUGUAUUAGAUGGUUUGAAGAGUGUACUAUUACAAAUAAUAUGGAUAUUUAACAUUUAGAGCAGGUUGAAAAAUAAAAUUGAGAGUCUACUGUAUGUUAUGAAAAUACUAAUGUUUUUACUUCAAUUCUACUCUACUAUGGCUGAAAAAUAUUUCUGAGAGAAAGCUUAAUGGAAACCUAGAGUUAUUUGAAUUUAGUUGAAUUUCUCUAUAAAUCUAUCUUUAUAUUGUUUGGAAUUCUGUAAUAAUUUUCUAAAUUUCUGUUGAUAGGUAGAUGCUUGUUCUUUUGAGAGGGUUAUGACACAGCACAUUUUAACAUGGCUUUUAAGUACAUUUUACCAUGAUGUAAACAAUUUUUUGCACAACAGUUGAUAGCUAGCUAGUUUUAAUGUUGUCAUUGUUUAUGAAGAGGAAUGAUUCCUGACAAUUGUAGAAAUCUCCUGUGUUUACCUGUCUCCACUACAUACUGACAGAGAGAAUUAGUAUCCGCAUGUCUUUAGUGAUAUCAGGAGAUAUAGAUAUCUGCACAUUUGUCAAUUAUUAUUCUUGCACACUUUUCUUAACUGAGAGAAUCUUUCAGAAUAUUUUUUGUAUGAUUUGUGAAACAACAAAAUAAUUGAAGACGUAAGUAAACAAUAUCCUUGUGGAUUGAUGUAAGUAAAUUAUUGGUGUAAAUUAUAAGUUAGUAGAGAUUUUCAAUUUUGAAAAAUUGUUGGAAUUGAAGUAAUGAAAGUUAGAACAGUAUGCAUAUUAAUUUUUGAUUAUUAUAAAUUAGAUCCAUGGCUUCAGACAAACAUAACUACAUGUAUUUUAUAUGUCUCAACUAAAAGUGCUAUGUAAGAUGAAAUCGAGGUUGAGCAAAAGUGAAAACCGCAAAAAAAAAUUGUGUGGUAGUGUCGAAUCGCAUGAAUUUGGUUAGCAGUUGUGAUUGUUAUGUAUAUACCAGGACCCUAAUGGGUUAUUACCAUAUAAGGAUGUGACCAGUAUUGAUCUUUCCUGAAAGUUAUGGUCAUGAAUAGGUCAUUUCUCUUACCCUGGACAGGGAAAUUCUGGCGUUUUACUGGUGUGGAGUUGGGAUUACCUUGUCUCACCUGAGACUGGAGAUGGAAUUCCCCUGUCAGAAUAGUGAUGUCAUGUCAGCAAUUCAAUCACAUCAACAAUUGAGGGGGAAAAAUGAGUACCUUUUAAAGUCAACAGGAUAAGAGAAAAAAAUCCUUCACUCCCUUGUUGGUGAGAUAGGAUGAUCUCAACCCUUGGGAAAAGAUGUUUAAGUUCCUUACACUGGGUAAGCCACCUGCUUGGUAAACUUAAUCAUCUUUCCCCUUGGGUUGAGCUCCAGCUUUCUUACUUCCAAGGGGAUGAGAGAUUCCAUUCAUCCAUAUGACUUUUGGAAUGUCUUAGAUUGGUGGUGUCCAAAUAAUGGGAAGCUACCAAGUCCUUUUGCAGAAUAUAAUGAUUAAAUGUCCAUGUUAUAUUUGGUGGAAAAGAAAUGUGUUCAGUCCUUCAUUAUAUAAUGUAUUGUAUCUAUGGUUAAACAUUUCUAUUUUGGUGGGUAAAUAAUGGUAUCAGAUUACAUGGGAUGGGCUGAUAAGGAAACAGUGAUACAUAAUGAGAUUAAUUUCUGGGCGAGUAAUAUGCUGCUUGAUAAUACUAAUUAAAACUAAAAGGAUUUUGCUUUACACAAAACAAGCAAUAUGGACAUUAUAUUUAAAUAAAAUUAAGUAUGUAA
Ylistrum balloti is the source of this 4000-nucleotide messenger RNA. RefSeq names its product serine/threonine-protein phosphatase 2A 65 kDa regulatory subunit A alpha isoform-like. Gene Ontology annotation, cellular component: cytoplasm; protein phosphatase type 2A complex. The record is from RefSeq and is a predicted model, not a curated record. Lineage: Eukaryota; Metazoa; Mollusca; Bivalvia; Pectinida; Pectinidae. The transcript is spliced from 17 exons. Gene Ontology annotation, biological process: protein dephosphorylation. The coding region runs from base 16 to 1800 and encodes 594 amino acids. Gene Ontology annotation, molecular function: protein phosphatase regulator activity.